Molecule: messenger RNA, 1207 nt
Organism: Mesoplodon densirostris (Blainville's beaked whale)
Lineage: Eukaryota; Metazoa; Chordata; Mammalia; Artiodactyla; Ziphiidae
Gene: PLAAT5
Product: phospholipase A and acyltransferase 5
Exons: 3
Coding region: 1-501 (166 amino acids)
Biological process (GO): N-acylphosphatidylethanolamine metabolic process
Cellular component (GO): cytoplasm
Molecular function (GO): A2-type glycerophospholipase activity; glycerophospholipid phospholipase A1 activity
Source: RefSeq, a predicted model, not a curated record
AUGACAGAGGUGGUCUUGCUCAUCACGGAGUGGGGGAAGGAGAAACUCUCAGGUAAACCAAGACCCAGACCUGGAGACCUGUUUGAGAUUUUCUGGAUUGGCUACGAGCACUGGGCCGUCUAUGUGGAGGAUGACUGUGUGGUCCACCUGCUCCCACAAGUCAGAGAAUUUGAGGCCAGCAGCAUCAUGUCCGUCUUUAGCAACCAGGCGGUGGUGAAAUACAGUUGUCUGGAGGACGUGCUGCAUGGCUGCUCCUGGAAGGUCAACAACAAGCUGGAUGGGACAUACCUGCCCCUGCCCGUGGACAAGAUCAUCCAGCAGAUGAAAAAGAUGAUCAGCAAGAUAGCGCAGUGCAGUCUGAUCGAAGGGAACUGCGAGUACUUUGUCAACGACCUGAGAUACGGCAUGCCCCGGAGCCAGCAGGUGUGGCACCGCCUGCCCCCGCCCACCUCUGACUCGGGGUCUUGGGGCUUGUUGCUGUAUCAGGGGUCCAACUGGUGAUCCGUGUUUUCAUUAUUAUUUGUUGGCCUUGUGGGGCCUUCCAUUGCUCCAGGACGGCUCCGGAGGUGUUUUCACCUCUACUGACUCAUGGAGGAGUAGAGGGGGCACUGGGCUGCAUAGUAAGACCACCAGGUGGAAUCCCUCCUCAGCCACUUAAACUGGCAUCGUCUCCUCGGCCAAAUCAUCUUACUUGUGAAACUGUUUUCUUCCUUUACAAAAAGGAAAAACUGAGGUAGAUACUCAGAGCUAAAGUUGCAAACUAGCAGCUUGCAGGCCACAUCUGGCCCACAGACGUGUUUUGCUUGGAUGACUAGUAUUUUUUUUUUUUUAAUUUGACUUGCCAACAUUUAAGAAUAUAGAAAUUUAUUUAAAAAGAUCUGGAUUCCCAGCCUCUCUUGGACAACCUAUUGAUCAGGCCACUGGGCCCUCGUUCCAGCUGCUAACACUCUACAGGGCUGAGUGGGAGCUCCCCCUUUAGAAGGGGUGUGGCGCGUCGGUAUGUCACCUACCAGCUUCACCCACAUUCCCUGCCUGUCUUGUGUGCAUUUGGGUCUGGCCUCCUUCCUCCCCCAGCCUGCCCCAUGUAGGAUGGUGAUAAAUUACAUGUGGUACACUACAUGUGAAAAAGCUUUGAGAGCCUAAAUACCUGUGACAAUUUGAGCUGCUCUUGUUACUAUUUGGACCUUACUAAAACCCCAUGAGAUGA